Messenger RNA from Fraxinus pennsylvanica, 1983 nucleotides. Lineage: Eukaryota; Viridiplantae; Streptophyta; Magnoliopsida; Lamiales; Oleaceae. The record is from the annotation of a GenBank genome assembly.
AUGAUGGAAAUUGAGAGGGAGGAUUUGGAAGAAACUAUUGAUCAAGAAGGGGAUUUGAAGAGAAUUCCACCAUGGACAAAACAGAUCACAAUUCGAGGAAUUGUUGCCAGUCUGUUGAUUGGGAUCAUUUACAGUAUUAUAGUAAUGAAGCUAAAUCUUACUACUGGACUUGUCCCUAAUCUUAAUGUUUCAGCCGCUCUUCUUGCUUUUGUAUUUAUCCGAACAUGGACAAAAUUGCUUCAAAAGGCUAAUUUUGUGACGACUCCAUUCACAAGACAGGAGAAUACAAUUAUUCAGACUUGUGCUGUUGCAUGCUAUAGCAUUUCUGUGGGAGGAGGAUUUGGGUCUUAUCUUCUUGGAUUGAACAAGAAGACAUUUGAACAAGCAGGAGCUGAUACAGAGGGGAAUUCACCUGGGAGUUAUAAAGAACCUGGGCUUGAUUGGAUGAUUGGGUUCCUUUUUGUUGUUAGUUUUGUGGGAUUGUUGGCUUUGGUUCCUCUCAGAAAGAUUAUGAUCAUAGACUACAAAUUACCUUAUCCAAGUGGAACUGCAACAGCUGUUCUCAUCAAUGGAUUCCACACUGCUAAAGGAAACAAGAUGGCCAAGAAACAGGUUCAUGGGUUCUUGAAAUUAUUCUCGUUUAGUUUCCUGUGGAGUUUCUUCCAGUGGUUCUACACUGGUGGAAAACAAUGUGGAUUCAUUAAUUUCCCGACCUUUGGAUUGAAAGCUUGGAGACAGACAUUUUACUUCGAUUUUAGCAUGACUUAUAUAGGAGCAGGAAUGAUUUGCUCCCAUCUUGUGAACUUGUCUCUGCUUCUUGGAGCCGUACUCUCUUGGGGGGUAAUGUGGCCCUUAAUACACAAACAAAAUGGAGAAUGGUUCCCUAGUUCUAUACCGGAAAGUAGCAUGAAGAGUAUAAAUGGUUACAAGGUUUUCAUUUCUAUAGCUCUUAUUCUAGGUGAUGGACUUUACAAUUUUGUCAAGACAUUGUUUCUUACUACUAGAAGCAUGUAUGCUGCAUUCAAGAAGAAUCAUCCUAAAGCAGUAGAAUCAGAUAGCAAGAACCAAACCCUUGAUGAUCAACAAAGAAAUGAAGUAUUCAUAAGAGACAGCAUUCCGAUGUGGGUAGCAUGUGUAGGGUACAUGUUAUUCUCUGUAAUUUCCGUACUAGUCAUCCCAAUUAUGUUUCCACAGCUAAAAUGGUACUAUGUUCUUGUUGCCUACAUUCUUGCACCAUCCUUGAGCUUCUGUAAUGCUUAUGGUGCCGGUCUAACUGACAUGAACAUGGCGUAUAACUAUGGGAAAGUGGCUCUCUUCGUGCUUGCUGCUCUAUCUGGGAGAGAUAAUGGCGUAGUUGCUGGACUCAUAGGAUGUGGUCUGAUAAAAUCAAUUGUUUCCAUAUCGUCUGAUUUGAUGCACGAUUUCAAGACGGGUCAUCUUACACUGACUUCCCCUCGCUCGAUGCUUCUUAGUCAAGGCAUUGGGACUGCAAUUGGUUGCAUAGUUGCUCCUCUCACAUUCUUCCUCUUUUACAAGGCUUUUGAUGUGGGCAACCCGGAUGGAAAUUACAAAGCUCCUUAUGCAAUCAUAUACAGAAACAUGGCAAUUCUUGGUGUUGAGGGAUUCUCGGCUCUGCCUCAGCAUUGUUUGCAGCUCUCUUAUGGGUUUUUCGGGUUUGCUAUAUUGACCAAUUUGUCGAGAGAUACAUUGCCAGAGAAGUUCGGAAAAUGGGUGCCUCUUCCAAUGGCUAUGGCUGUGCCUUUCCUCGUUGGAGCUAAUUUUGCAAUCGAUAUGUGCAUGGGGAGUUUGAUCGUCUAUGUUUGGCACAAACUCAACAGCCAGAAGGCUGGUUUGAUGAUCCCCGCAGUUGCAUCCGGUUUGAUUUGUGGAGACGGGUUGUGGAUUCUCCCUUCUUCUAUACUUGCUUUAGCCAAGAUCAAUCCUCCAAUCUGCAUGAAUUUUUUGCCUGCAACAAGUUCAUGA